UGAGCGGCGCCGCCUCAGUGGCGGCGGGCGGGGGCGGCAGUCAGCGGCGGCCCGCUCCCCCGUCCGCCGCCCGUCCGCGCUGCGGCCGCCAGCCGCCAUGGGCGACGGCCAGCUGCGGCGCCGGCGGCUGCUGCCACUGCUGCUGCUCGUCGCCGCCUCCUGCACCACCGGCCAGGCCCAGUCAGGCGGCGGCCGGCCGGCGGACCUGCUACGGUCAUCCGGUCUCAGUUCGGGCCAGGUAGCCGUACGGCGGACGGUGGGUCGGUGCGAUCGGCGACCCCACAGGGACGGCGGCACGGCGCCAGACUCGGCAGUCACCCUGCCGGCCGCCACCGUGCCCAGCGUACCCACCAACAAAGUACUCGGCAAGUUUCCGCUGGACUUUUCUCUACUAGCGACUGUUCGGCCAGAGUCCGGUACGACAGGCGCACUGCUGGCUGUCUACAACGACAAUGGAGAGGACCAGCUGAUAGUCACCGUCGGUGAUACGAUAGAGCUGAAAAUUGUCGCCAGCCGGACAAAGAAGGGACCCAAGAUACAAACCGUUACAUUCCCCGUCAAAAUCAACGACGGAAAAUGGCACCGUCUCUCGAUAGCCGUGAAGGGCAACUCUGCGUCGCUGUUCGUCGACUGCUCCCAGCAGUCCACACAGGCGCUGGAGCGGGACGAAAAGUCCCGGAUCAGCCGGCGCGGAGUAACCAUCGUCGGCCAGGACCUGCUGGCCAGUCACGUGUUCAAGGGCGACAUCCAGGACUUGGUUCUCGUGCCGUCACCAUCGGCCGCGUACGACCAGUGCUCUAAGUGGUCGCCCAACUGUGACACCCCGCUGCCGCUCAAAGAGAAACCGCAGGCGCAGGAGCCCGACUACGGCGACGAAGAUUAUGACGGCUAUGAGUACACCUACGGAGAGGACUACGGACCUGAAGAUAUCUACGAUUAUGAUUCGAGAGGCAGUGAUAUCCCGCCGGACGACUUCGACCCUGCUCAGCCGGACGGGGGCGGACCGCCUCCGUUCGACUACGAUACAGACCGUCCCUCCCCGGAGCUGCCUCCGACCCCGGCCGUCGGGGAGACACCGCCACCGGAGCCUGUCCCCGUGCCAGACCCCGACUACAGCGUCCCAACUGCCGACUACGAGGACAGGACACCGGAUGCCGCGGAGCCGCCGCCAGACUACGACGACCCGCCGCCGAAGUUCCCGCCGCCGACAGAGGCGCCUCUGCCCACCCCGGUCCCUGACGGCGGGUUUGGCCUGUCGCCGGAGUCUGGUCCGGAGCUAGAGGGACCCCUGCCACCAGAGGCGGCACCCACGGCCCGCCCCGAGUCCCCGGAGAGAGAGGAGGACAGCAGUGAGGAGCAAGAGGAGGAGGAUGAGAGGGAGUACGAGGGCCACUACCCGGCGACGUACCAGGGACCGCGCGGCGCGCCCGGUCCGCCCGGACCCAUGGGACCGCCCGGGGACCACGGUCUGGACGGACCGCCCGGUCUGGACGGACCACAGGGACCGCCCGGCAGCGUCUUCAUGAUACCGAUUAAUCAGCACGUGGGCGGACCCAAGGGCCCGGACAACAUGGCCAGCUCCAUGCGACUGAUGUUGGACCAGCACAUGCAGGCGAUGCAGGGAGCGCAGGGGCCUCAGGGCCUCACCGGCGGACCGGGGCCCCAGGGUCCGCCCGGCCCGGACGGGGUCAAGGGCGAGGCUGGCGAACAGGGAGAGCCGGGCAUGCGGGGCCGUCGCGGCCCGGAGGGUCUGCCCGGCCGGUCCGGCAGGAGGGGCCAGCCGGGGAAGGACGGAGAACGUGGUCUGUCUGGUCCCCCUGGAGAGAAGGGCGACCAGGGACUCCGCGGACUGCCUGGUCUGUCCGGCGAGAAGGGCCACCGUGGCCGGCGCGGUAAGCGCGGAGACCGCGGCUCUCCCGGUAUGGACGGCUCCCGCGGCGAGCCGGGCAUCCACGGGCCGCCGGGCAUCCCUGGAGAGAUGGGUCCGCGCGGCUUCCCCGGCCCUCGCGGCUUUGGCGGCCUGCCCGGCAGCCCGGGCAUCCCCGGCUCCGAGGGCCCGCCCGGCCUCAAAGGCAGCGUGGGCGCUCCGGGUCAGGCGGGCCCGCCGGGACUGGUGGGGCCGCCCGGAGCCCCCGGAGCCACCGGGCCUGUGGGCGCCGUCGGACCCACUGGACCCACGGGCCCGGAGGGCAAGCAGGGUCUGCCCGGCCUGCCGGGCGCCGAGGGCAGCCCCGGCCGGCCCGGCACCCCCGGCGCUCCCGGCCAGAAGGGAGAGCGAGGAGUGGCAGGACCCCAGGGCACGAUCGGUUUCCCGGGCCCUCGCGGCAGUAAGGGAGAUCACGGCAAGCGCGGCACGGUCGGAGACAAGGGAGAGAAGGGAGACGCCGGCCUGGAGGGGGAGAAGGGAGACAUGGGCGUCAAGGGAGAGCGGGGAGAGCCCGGCCCGCAGGGAGUCGUCGGACUGGAGGGGCCGCAGGGCGCCAAGGGUUUCGAGGGCCCGCGCGGAGAAGUGGGCGCCAUCGGUCCGACGGGCCACAAGGGCAAACGGGGCCCGGUCGGCUUCCCAGGCUUCCCCGGUCUGACCGGCAGGAAAGGCAACAAGGGCGUGCGUGGCCAGCCGGGCCGACUGGGCGACAAGGGCGAGCGGGGUCCGGACGGCCUGCCCGGCGAGCGCGGGGAACGGGGACCUAGGGGUUUCCGCGGCUCGCGCGGUAAGACCGGCUCGCAGGGUCCGGUCGGUACCAAGGGAGACACUGGCCGACCGGGGCCGGCCGGGCCGCAGGGCGAACGCGGUGCUCCUGGGAAGGAGGGCCCGCGGGGAUUCGCCGGUCAGAUCGGCCGGCGAGGAGACCACGGAAAGGACGGCGUGGCCGGCCCGCCCGGCGGUCGCGGACAGCAGGGUGAGCCGGGUCCGCCGGGACCGGAGGGCUCAGCAGGCGUGGUCGGCCCGCCGGGCCCCACCGGCGAGCCGGGCGCCGCUGGGGAGCCCGGCGCCCCCGGCCUGCCCGGCCUGCCCGGCGAGAACGGUGCUGUCGGCGCCGCCGGGAAGGAGGGCCCGCCCGGCCCGCAGGGAUCGGCGGGCAAACCGGGCCCCACCGGCUCACCGGGCCUGCCCGGCUACCCGGGCGAGCGCGGCCUGCCCGGACUCACGGGUCUGCAAGGUAUGAAGGGCGACCGGGGGCCGGCCGGUGUCCAGGGAGUGCAGGGCGAAAAGGGUAAGACGGGCAUCCCCGGUGACCUGGGCCCUCCCGGACCGCCGGGACCGAGAGGCGAGACCGGCAACCAGGGACCGGCCGGAACCAAGGGAGAUCAGGGUCCGCCGGGCCUGACAGGUCCCACUGGACGGGACGGCCCGACCGGCCUCAGGGGCCUUCAGGGUCCCACGGGGCCUCAGGGCGCCCAGGGAGAGGACGGAGAAAAGGGAGAGGUUGGCUCACCUGGAGAGAAGGGUCACCAGGGACCCCGCGGAGAGCCGGGCCUGGCCGGCGCGCCUGGCCCCCACGGCGCUCGCGGCGAGCCCGGUCCCCCUGGCCCGCCCGGUGAACAGGGCCUGGCCGGAGACAUGGGCCGCCACGGCCGGAAGGGCGAGAUGGGACCGCAGGGCAAACAGGGCAUUCCCGGCGCCUCGGGCAAACCGGGCCUGCCCGGAGCGCCCGGCGAGCCGGGAGACAAGGGCGACGUCGGACGAAAAGGACCUGCCGGUCGUGCCGGUCUGCCCGGUGAAAAGGGCAAGGCCGGCGCGCCGGGCCGCGAGGGUCUGCCCGGUCCGCCGGGACCCGAGGGCCAGCAGGGCAUGAAGGGUGCCCCGGGCAGCGAUGGCCCGCCUGGACCGGUCGGUCUGGCUGGCCGGAACGGCGACAUGGGCCCGCCCGGUCAGAAGGGCGAGCAGGGUAACCGUGGAGCGCCGGGGGCCGUGGGCAGCCGCGGCCCGCCCGGACCCGUCGGCCCCAAGGGCAGCCCCGGCAACGAGGGCUUCCCCGGACCGCCCGGCGAGCCCGGCCUCAUGGGCGUCAAAGGAGAAGCCGGAGCGCUCGGAGAGGACGGCAAGGCCGGCGCACCGGGGCCGCCUGGCGAGCCGGGGCCACAGGGCGAACAGGGCAUACCAGGAGCCGUCGGACAGCCGAGUCCGGAGGGGCCAGCCGGUCCGGUCGGCAGUCAGGGCACCCCCGGCGAUAAGGGUGAUAAGGGCAUGCAGGGUCAGAUCGGCCGGCAGGGUCCUGUCGGACCGGCCGGCAUGCCCGGACCGCAGGGAACGUACGGACUGCGCGGAUCACCGGGAGCCGCCGGUGAGAGCGGUGCGCCGGGCACCCCUGGCGAGCCGGGCCCGCCUGGGCUGAAGGGAGAGACGGGCCCGGUGGGCCGCAGAGGCCGGCGCGGUCAGCGUGGCCAGAAGGGACACCGUGGCGACGUCGGCCUGCCCGGCAACGAGGGAGAUCAGGGAGAAAAGGGAGAGCCCGGCAUGGUCGGCCCGCCCGGACUGCCCGGCCUCAAGGGAGAUAUGGGACCUCGUGGCGACGACGGCGACAAGGGCCUGCUGGGGCCGCAGGGUCUGCCAGGGGUGGAGGGGCCGCAGGGCAGUAAGGGCCUCCAGGGCGUGGCGGGGAUGAAGGGCCGACAGGGCACGCCCGGCCCGCCCGGCCCCCCGGGCCCGCCCGGCGAGCAGCCCAUCGUACCGGCCGAGCUGUUCUACCAGGGACCGAGCAACUUCAAAGGACCCGAGGAGCGACGCAAACGAGAAAUCCCGGACAAGCUGGACAUGGGCAGCGAGUUCUCCAACAAGCUGCUCAGCAUGUACAGCAGCAUCUACUCGAUGCGCCAGGACAUCCAGCGCAUCGAGAAGCCAAUCGGCAGCCGCGACAACCCGAUCCGCACCUGUCGGGACCUGUACUUCGGACACCCGAACUACAAGAGCGACUGGUACUGGAUCGACCCCAACCUGGGCAUGCCCGACGACGCCAUCUAUGUCUUCUGCAACAUGACCUCUGCGGGAGGCGAGACGUGCAUCUACCCGGACGCGCACGCCAGCAAGAUGCCGAACAUCCCUUGGAGGAAGACCACAGAGCGCGCCAGCUGGUUCUCCACGCUGCGCGGCGGCUUCAAGAUCACGUACGAGUCGAUUGGUACGGUUCAGAUGACGUUCCUGCGCCUCCUGUCCGACACGGGACGUCAGAACUUCACCUACACCUGCAUCAACUCGGCCGCCUGGUACGACUCAACCACACUGAAUUACGAUAACAGCAUCCAGAUUUUGGGCUCAGGAAGCAGCAUAUUCAGCCACUCGGAAAAUCUGCGGAAAAUCAAAAUAGCAGAGGAUGAGUGCAAGGAGAAGCGCGGCCCGGGCCGGAUGGUUCUGGAGCUGCGCACCCGGCAGCUGAGUCAGUUGCCGAUCCUGGACUUCCUGCCGGCCGACUACGGCCUGCCCAGUCAGGCGUUCGGCUUCGAGGUGGGCCCGCUCUGCCUCAAGUGAGAGCGGACUCUGAGAGGAGGAGGAGGGAGGAGGUGCGGCUGCAGAACACAGGAGGAGGGAGGAGGUGCGGCUGCAGAACACAUCACACUCCAUUUACAUUGGGGAGGGAGGGAGGGAGGGAGGGGCGGGUCGCACCACUGCUCGCGUCGUGUGAGUGAGGCGGGCUGCGGUCCCGCUAACUGAACUGCCAUGCGACAGUGACCCGCGCGCACUAGGAUAAGGAUCGUCGACAUACAUGUGUUUGUUUAUGUUUUAUGUGUAUGAUUGUUAGAUAUUAUUUGCACAAGUACUGCCAUUUUGAUAAAACCAAUAAAAAUCACAAAAUGA
Amphibalanus amphitrite is the source of this 5794-nucleotide messenger RNA. RefSeq names its product collagen alpha-1(V) chain-like. Gene Ontology annotation, molecular function: extracellular matrix structural constituent. The coding region runs from base 98 to 5467 and encodes 1789 amino acids. The transcript has 28 exons. The record is from RefSeq and is a predicted model, not a curated record. Lineage: Eukaryota; Metazoa; Arthropoda; Thecostraca; Balanomorpha; Balanidae.